AUGGAGGAAAAUCAAGCUUUUCCAAAGGUCGAUGUACACUAUAACGGUACUUUUGUGCCUGAUCCAUUAGUGUAUUUUUGUGAACUAUUACUGCGUCUGAAUGAAGAUGCAAACGAGUUUGUUUUCUCCAAUUUCAUCAAAUAUGUUGAGAAGCUUAUCGAUUUUCAGUGCAAGCAUGUGUAUUAUUGUAUACCUGAAGUGAGAUUGAGUGAGGGGAUCCAAACACUACAAAAUAAAUGUGACUACUCUCAGUUUCUUGAGGUUGCACAUGCUAAUAGACAUGUAGAUGUGUAUAUUGACCAUGAUAAUGAACCUCUAUUUGAGUGGAUUCAGAAAGAAGAAUCAGACGAUGAAGAACUUGUAUAUUCAGAAGAAGAUGUCAACUCUAUUUUGGCAGAUGAUGAGAACUUUGUUGAAGAUGAAGAUGAAAAAGGCAAUGAACUUCUAGCUAUCUACCCUAGGCAUGAUGCUACUCAGGAAUGGAGGAAGAUGAAGCCUGAACUAGGUAUGAGAUUCUCUUUUCCUGCUGAACUUAAGUCAUCUCUUAUUAACUGUGCAGUUGCACAUGGAUAUGACUUGUAUUAUAAGAAGAAUGUCUAG
Molecule: messenger RNA, 600 nt
Organism: Lactuca saligna
Lineage: Eukaryota; Viridiplantae; Streptophyta; Magnoliopsida; Asterales; Asteraceae
Source: the annotation of a GenBank genome assembly